Paramecium primaurelia is the source of this 2130-nucleotide messenger RNA. NCBI's taxonomy places the organism in Eukaryota, Ciliophora, Oligohymenophorea, Peniculida, Parameciidae. The record is from the annotation of a GenBank genome assembly.
AUGUUACCUUCUGUAACUUCAAUAAAAGAGUUCGAAACAUAACCUUUGGUAAGGAAAAUCAUGAAAUCUUAAUUUGAAAGUCCUAAAAAAUCUAGCAAUAGUACUCACGAGAUUAUUUAAAAAUCUUGUAAAUCUUCUUAUCAAUAAUACAGAAAAUAAAGAAAUCAAUAAGAAACUAUUUAGGUUCAGAAAUUAUUCUUUAGGAACCAACCAAGUACAUCAAGAGAGACUCCUCCCUCUUUUUUAUUAACUCGACACUUUGAACGAAGGCCAGAAGUCAAAGAGUCCACAAUCUAAGAAACAAAAUAUUAAGAAACAAUUAAAUUUCAUCAAGGAAGAUUAAUAUAGGAUUAAAAUUAAAAAGAUAAUAAUUUAGUUAAGAGUUACUCUAGAUUUCGUUUAUAAGAAAAUGUUUGUCAAAGAUAGAUCAUUACUUCUCAACAUUCAUAAAGAAUUAAAACAUCAACUGACUAAGAAUGUAGAUAUUUUGUUAAAUAAAAUGGGUAAUAAAUCAAUAAUACUUUAGGAUGAAAUAGAUAGUUAUAGUAAAUUAGUUGUAUCUAAAUACAAAUACUUUGUAGUAUAUCUUUAUGUAUGUACCAGAUCAUUCUGUUAAAGACAAGCAUGCAUUCUAAGAAUUUGUUGCCGUAGUUAAAAAUAGGUAUAAUUGUAAAUUAUGUGACACUUCAGACUGAAGAUAAAUUCCAAGAAAUUAUAUUUCUAUUUGAAAGAUGGAACUCCAGUCUACUCACAUCUUGAUAUUCCAAUCAAUUAGAGUCUUCUUAUUUAUUCUACUUCUACAGUCUAUAAAGAAAUAUUCAAUGCUUAAUUAUUGUACCUUGAGAAUUGUUGUUAAUAACAUCAUUGUGAAUAAACAAUAAGAAGAACAGAACCAGAUUAUUCACAUCAUGUUGAUGGCAUAAUUAAUACUCUUAUAUAUUAGAAUUAUUAAUCAAUAAAUCAAGAUUAUAGAGUAGAAACAAUGCCUGAGGAAAUUGAAAUCACAUAAGAAUUUUUAACAUCAAAAGAAUUGAAACAUUCAUAUGCUGAAAUAAAAAGAAAUUCUAAUUUCACUCCAAUAAUAAAUUAGAUGUCUAGAAUUAGUAAGACUACAAAAUAAAAAAAUUAAUAUUAAGAAUAUAUGUCAAAUGAUUAUAUUGUAAAAAAUCCUAAGAUAGAGAAAUUAGAAAAGAUUGAAGGAUGGUAUGAUUAAGAAUUAAAGAAAAUUAAAUUUACAUAAGAUGAUUAGAAUGAAGAUUUAAUGGCUAUUCAUGUAGAAUAAAUAUCAAGUUAAAAAUUGAUUGAAAAGUAUUUCUAUUUAUAUAUACAUCAUAUAGCCAAAUAUAAUAGGCUGCACAACUUCUAGAACCUCUAUUAAAAAAAUUCUUACACAGAAAAGCUAAUAUUAAUUUAGAUGAAGCACCUGAAGUGAAUUUUAAUAAUGAUUAAAAAGAGUAAAUCAGAAAUUCUACCAAUUUUAUAGAGAAAAAUACAUAAGAACUUAUAACUAAAAAAGGAAGCUUACAUAAAUUAUUGAAUAUUAAUAAGGAUUUAUUUAUAUAAGGAAUUCCAAAAAUAUUAAAAGAUACUAAUUUUUCAAGAUAUGAAUUGCAUAAUACUUAUAUUUUAUAUUGUGCAUUACAAUAAAUCACAUCCUAAAGAUAUAGAUAUUAUAAUGUAGAUGAUGGAGUUGAUUAUGAUACAUAUAGAACAGGGAUAUAUUAAAUAUUUAUGUAAAGUGAAUUUCUUGCAUAAGAAAUAUUCAAUAAAAUAGAUUUUAAUUAUAGUGGUUUUUUGAAUUGGAAUGAAUUUUUAAAAUUAAUGGUUAGUAUAAGAGCAAAAACAUUAAUUGAAAAAUUAGAUCUAUUUAUUUAAAUAUCUGAUUAAGAUGGUAAUGGGUAAUUAUGUUGGGAAGAGAUCUAUCAAUUAUCUAAAGUUUGUUUGGCAAAAUAUAUAUAGAAUACAGAUGAUUUUUUGGAUAUGCUUUGUGAAUAUUAUACAAGAUUAAUAUUUAAAGUAGUAGGCAAAGAACCUCAUGAAGAAAUCCCAUUUUCUGCAAUUAAAUAGGCUAUUUUAGAUCAAAAAGAAGAUUCAGAUUUAUUAUGUAUGUUUUGUGGAGCUGAUAUUUGA